AUGAAUCAAAAUGGGCCAGAUAGUAGAUCGGUUCAAACUGAGUCUCCAGAGCGCGCCACAGAGGAGGCCAACUGUAUGAAUAUUUCACCGCGAGACAAGGAGGCUGGACAGAAACACGAAGUUGGAAGGCGUCAUCGGCCACUUUCCUCGCGAAAUAUUCCCUGUGGACUCAUUUCCGAGCCUCAACGAGUGGUGGCUGAGAUUAGUGGUGAAUUCUCGCCUGCUGAAGGGGGCGAACUUAAAAUUCCUGAACAUGGUGUUGAGCUUUCUAUACCUCCUGGGGCUAUUCCAGAUGAUGGUAAUGGAGAAAAACAGGAGAUUUACCUUAGGGUCUACGAAGGUACAAAUCGUAAAGUGGGAGAAGAAGAGCAAGAUUUAGAAAAGAAAUCGCAUAUUGUCAGUCCUGUGAUAAUGUGCGGACCUCGCGGACUUCGAUUUCAAAAGCCAAUUAAACUCACAAUGCCACGCUUUCAUACCCACAGUGGUGGCCCAAGUGAACCAGAAGUUUCAAAGCAGUACGUCGAGGAAGGCAAAGCUCACCAAUCAGCAUCUUCUUCGUCUUCUUGGAGUUUAAGAGUGCUGCAUGCAGCAACUCAAUCAGACGCAAUUACAACAUCAGCUUCCGCAUCUGCAUCUGAGUCGGAAAUGCGUUCGCAUGCAUUGCGUCAAUGGAGAACUGUUCGACCACCACUCUCUAACAUUAUUGAACCAGCGGAUUCUUCUUCCAAACCUACUGUAGCCUCAGCUCCGCCGCUUAGACAAUUAAGCGGAACAGAGAGCGAUAGUAGUGGAGCUGCAAUCACUUACAAAGUUGCGGAAUCAUUCAUCUCCCUCCUAAUUGAUCACUUCUAA
Molecule: messenger RNA, 852 nt
Organism: Rodentolepis nana
Lineage: Eukaryota; Metazoa; Platyhelminthes; Cestoda; Cyclophyllidea; Hymenolepididae
Source: the annotation of a GenBank genome assembly